Eublepharis macularius is the source of this 1322-nucleotide messenger RNA. RefSeq lists its product as uncharacterized. The transcript is spliced from 6 exons. Lineage: Eukaryota; Metazoa; Chordata; Lepidosauria; Squamata; Eublepharidae. Bases 1 to 1020 code for a protein of 339 amino acids. The record is from RefSeq and is a predicted model, not a curated record.
AUGGAUUUCAGUUCUUCUUUUCUCUUGCCAUGCGUGCUGGUGAUUCUGACCAUUAUUGAUGGUAGGGCUUACGCUGACAUGGACCGGCUCACUGGAAUCACUGGCAGCAAAAUUGUUUUCCCUUUAGAUCUUCAAAACCAAAGUGAUUUCUCAGUAAUAGCCAUAAAUGGAAUGAAGCACUCAGUACGCUUAUCAACAACAGACUGUUUCAAAUACGAUAGCCGACAGAUGUGCCUGAUAAAUGGGUCUCUGGAGUUGGAAAGCAUAUCACAAAAUGACGCAGGGUUGUAUCAGUUUUUUCCCCAAAACAAGAACAAAACUUUCUUGCUGACAGUCUUUGAGCCACCCCCAACUAUCCAUAUUCAUUGCCUACCUGGUGGCAAAGCAGAACUGUCCUGUGAAGAGGGCAAUCUCUUUAAAGAUGUUUACUGGACCCUGAAUGGGAGUCUUCUGAAUGAUUCAGACGUUUGCGUGAAAGAUGGUGGCAGGAAGAUUAGUCUGGAGAAAAGAGUAAAUGCAAAGCUGGUUUGCCACAGAAGAAACUCUUCUAUCCUCUUUUCCACUGAGUUGUUGUGUGAUGAUGGUGAUCUUCUGAAACACCCUCUGUUCCUCCUCAUUCUGGCAGCGUCUGGAGGGGCUGCAGUUCUUUUAGCUGUUAUUGCCUCCCUGAUUACGUGCUGCUGCAUGAAAAGCAAACAUAAUUUCAUUCCAGUGCCAGCAGAAGAUAAGGAAGAAGGGAUCACCCUGUCUGCCAUUUCCAGUGAAGGACCAAAGAGUUCCCCUAAUGGAGAACACUGUGAAGCUACAGAGACCCUAGCUGACAGCACCACCAAUCCAGGUCCUGGAAGACUCCAACAAGGGGCCAAGAUAGACCCAAAUCCUAAGGUGGAGCCGGAAACAGAACGAGGACACCAAACACAGGCAGAAGCUGCAACAGAAACUGAGUUUCAAGAGGUCAUGGUUGAUGCUGCAGCCCUGGAAGCAGCGAGUGACUGUUUCCCUGAUCCUGUUGAAGCUUGAUCAGAUGCAUUCCCUUUGCCCCUUCCUGAAGCCUUGGGAAGUGGUACCUCUUUGUUUCAGCUAUCAUCUGAUAACAAUACUGCCCUGUAAUCACCUGUAUACAGACAGCCAAGAGUGUAGCUUAAUUAAAAUAUGGUUCUCACAAGUCGUCCUCCUAAUAUGAACCCAGAUGUAAAAAUCACUCCCCACGCUCUAUAAUUUUCUUCUUUGAUCCCAUCUCUGUUUUCUAGGGUUAUUUAACCCCUGUAGUUAUCAGUUCUGCUUAAGCGUGGCCACACAGUUCCCACAAGAGAAUCCCAGGA